This is a messenger RNA of Lentinula edodes (shiitake mushroom), 1833 nucleotides long. RefSeq lists its product as uncharacterized. The transcript is spliced from 2 exons. NCBI's taxonomy places the organism in Eukaryota, Fungi, Basidiomycota, Agaricomycetes, Agaricales, Omphalotaceae. The coding region runs from base 1 to 1833 and encodes 610 amino acids. The record is from RefSeq and is a predicted model, not a curated record.
AUGGAACUCCCAGACGAAAUACUAACUCAAAUUUUUGACCUCGCCGCCGAUGAGGAUGUGAUAUUUCAAUAUGGACUACCAACGGUUAUGGCGGAAACUGCAUGGUUCCAAAACGCGUUGGAUGAGUGGGCUUUGAGAUCUCCUCAGGAGGCUAUCAAUAUUAUACAGAGGAGGAGUUAUGCCACUAAGAAAGCUAUCAUGUUGACAUGUAGGACUUGGCGUCGUCUGGGAUCUGAAUUCCUCUACCGCUGUCUUUUUUUCGAUAAUCCCUCUCGGCUGCACCUUCUUUGCAGAAUCCUGGAAUCAGACGUAAACAUCAAGAAUGAAUCAGAACAGUCAUCUGUGGGAUUAGGAUGGUGGACCAAGCGUAUCCAUCUCACUCGAUAUUAUGCCUCACCUAAUAGAGGGGCGUCUCAAGAUGACAUGUGUAAUGCACUAACAACUAUUGUCAAACACUGUCCUAACCUAUCCAUAUUCGUUGUCGAAUGGCCCAUGCCCAGCGCCACGUUCGGUUUGGUAGCUGAUUCCCUUUUCAAAUACACUCGGAAGGCCCUUCACACUGUUCACUGGCACGUUUCGGCAGAAGCCAUCCCAAAGAUCAUCUGGGCACUAGACUCGCUUCCCCUCGUCCUUGCAGCGCAUAUCGAAUUUGAUCCACCUACCCAUACAACCGAAAUACAUGAAUCUCUACAUCUUGGCUCUGCGCAGAACGUCGCCUUGAAUCUGCCAUACCUUCAGCAGCUCACCUUACGCGGAAGCUUUUCCGAAUUCCUCGAGCAGGCUGUGGAUUGGAUUCUUCCUGGAUUGCGAAAUCUCUCUAUUGAUUGCGGAAAUAGUCGAUCCGAGACACCUGACAUUGUUGGUUUCCUCGAGAGACAUGGGGAUAAAUUAAAGGUUCUGGACAUAAACUCGAUCCCACCUUUGGAAGUCCCCGACAUUUUGGAGUUGUGUCCCCAGCUUGAAGUAUUUUCAUUCAAUGCGGAUUGGCGAUUUCAGGCGCCAACACUACCCGCCACUACCAGUGAUGGAAUCCCGAUCACUGAUGACUCUGAACCGGAUGGCGCAUCGAGGCAGCGACGACGGCAGAGCAACACCAUGAGGUUGAGCCUGGGAUCAUAUUUUAAUGAGACGAGUAUCCUUACGCACACGCCGCAUCCCCGAAUCCACACCAUUGGACUACAUGGUCUUCUCUAUGCAUUUGGUGUCGGUUACGCAAGGAUUUUUUCUUCCGAAGAACCUUUCCGGUCUCGCGUCGUACGCCGUUCAAAUGACUUAAACUUUGGUGCAUUGAACCGGGCUCAAUUCCCACAACUACGGUGUAUAAGGAUCCUAAGCCGGACACUUUUGAAUGACUUGAACAAAGCCGACGGUCCAGUGCAGGACGAUGAAGUAGACGGUAUGGAUCGAUGGGAAAGAUGGUGGGAUAGAUGUCACGAGUCGAAUAUCAGAUUAGAAGACUGUACUGGUGGAGAGUUUGGCCAGCUACCACUGGAUGCGGAAGAAGAAAAUAUCGAGGAGGAGGAAGAGGAAGAGGAGGGGGAUGGUCAGGCUAAUGACAGUGAGGAAUAUUCCUCGGGAGGAUACUCGGACGAAUGGGAAGUUGAGGUUCCUUCUAUCGAAGAGAACGACGAUGGGCUUCAUACCCAGGAGCUUAGACAGCUCAUCAAGGAAUGUCAAGCCAUGGCAGAAGAAAGGGAUGAAUCUCCCUUCAGUGGAUUCAUUGGUCCAGCCUUCAACUUGUCUUCAUCAAUGUCAUCGGCCACAGGCCAUUCCAGUGCGAUCGCUGAUGAAUCGACCUUGCUUCCGAGACCUGUCCAACUUCAAGCUCCAUAG